AUGGUAGACCCACAAUUACCAUUGGAACUGCCAUUCCAAGAGCUUAUUAUAGAAGCUAGACGAUUACCAGUCUAUACCGGACACAGCAGUGAAUACCCACUGAAUACCUGGAUCGACGAAGUGAACACACUAUUGGCUUUAACACAACCCGGAAACGAGCAAUCUUACAUCUUCAGGCUGAUACUUCACAGAAUUCAAGGAGCCGCUAGAGAUGCAAUUCAAAAAGUUACCGAACAAAAUUGGCAGAACAUCAAAGCAGCUUUAAUCUUCACCUUUGGCGUAAAUGAAAGUUACAGUAGCAUAAUAAAUAAAAUUCAUAGGGUGAGUAAUAGUAAUAGGUCUAUUGACCAUAUUUAUACUACUCUUAACUCUUUGUUAAAUAAACUAAAUACAAAAUUUAUCCAAGACCCACAACAAGCAACCCAUAUUGAAUUUAGUCCUAUCAGAAACGAAAGUCUGGUAAUUAAUAAAUUCAAGUCAUUAAUUCCUGAAUACAAGGCACACUUGUUAGAAAUUAGAAAUUGUACCACAUUAGAUCAAGCUUACAACAUAUUAUCUGAAGUUCGUCAAAAUAUUGAUAAUGAUAAUCAACCACGUAAUAACAAUAAUAACUACCAUCAUAACCCGCACAAUAGUCACAGGAAUAACCAAAAUCAAAGUAAUAAUUAUAAUCGACCCAGUCACAAUUACAAUAAUAAUCACAGACAAACAGAUAACAGACAAAAUUUUAAUCAAAACCCUCGUUACAACAAUUAUAGGUUUAAUAAUAGAAACAACAAUAACAGACCUAACAACUACAAUAAUCAAAAUAACCAUAAUAGUCAAAAUCAAAAUAGACAACAACACCACUACCAUCAGAAUAACAGAACAGAGUCUAUGCAAGUAGACAACUGCAAUCAGUAUCGUAGAAAUAAUUAUAAUCAAAAUCAAGUCCAAGAACCGAUGGAUGUAAAAACGGAGACCAUUCCUGUUCUAUUCGAUACAGGAUCUUCUACAUCAAGUAUAGAUGGAAAAUAUUGCAAAAUCGGCGAAAUAAAAGAAUUAGAAAACCCCAUUCCAGUCUUGGGAUUAGGAGAUACAUAUAACGUAAAUCAAAAAUUAAAAACUAAUAUGCCACUCGAGUUCAAUCUCCCUAAUAGUCAUAAAAUAUUAUGGAACGUUAUGGAUUUCCAAAACAAGAAAUUCAAAGCUAUAAUAGGACAAAACUUACUGGAUCCUCUUAACGCAAAAUUAAAUAUAGGAGAAGGGAAUAUUGAAAUAAAUAACGUUAAGUUGUCUUUCAAUUAUGCGGUACCUGAUGAGAUAAAUCAUCAAACCGAGUUGAAAUCCAAUACUACGACUAGAAACAAGUUGUUCGAAAGUUUGAACAGUGAAGAAUCGAAAACAUUAAGGAAAAUAUUCAAGGAAAACGAGGAUAUAUUCUACAAUGAAGGCGAUAACUUGACUUGUACGACACAAACAAAACACGAGAUCGUAACAAAAACGAAUAAACCCUUGUGUUCUAAAAUAUAUCGAUUUCCCCAAGUACAUGAAGGAGAAGUAAGAACCCAAAUAGAGGAUAUGUUGAAACAAAACAUUAUCCGCCCUUCAAAUUCAUCAUAUAAUGCAAUUACAUUUAUAAAUCUUCUUAGAGAAAGAAAUGCAAUAAUAGGUAAAUCGAAAAAAUUAAUUGCUGACAACGAAUUUAACAUGGUAAACAUAAAGGAAUAUUUAAGGAAAGAAAAUAUAGAAGUACAUUUUACAUCACCAAAAUCACAUACCGGAAACGCUGAUAUGAAUAGAUGUCAUAAUUCCUUGACAGAACAAAUUAGAAUCCUAACAAUUACGGAACCAGAUUUCAAAAUAGAAGAAAAAGUCGGUACAACACAGUAUAAACCUGUAGAAAUUCAACAAGGCCAAAUCAACAAAGAAAAAUUGUACGAAAAACUGAAAAGCAAAAAAUGUAAAUGGAUAAACUAUCAGAAUAGGAAACGAGAAAAACAACCAGAUAUCGAACAGAAGGAAAUCUAUAUUAAAAAUUAUACAAAUGAAAGACACAAAGAACAACCAAAAUUUAGGAAAGAUGAUAUAAUCAAAGAGAUAACUGAUGAACAAAAAUUAACUAUUGAAAAAGCAUUAAAUCAAGGACCGCAGAAUGCAACAUUAAUAACAAAAUUUGGAAUGAAUAUAACUAGAAAAGACAUUAAUACAUUGAGAGAUAACACCUGGAUAAAUGAUCAAAUUAUAAAUUUCUAUCUGAACCUUAUUGCUGAAAGAAGUAAAGAACAAGCAAAUCACCUACCAAAGGUAUACGUAAUGAAUACAUUCUUUGUGCCCCGUCUUCAAGAUAAAGGAUACAAUGCAGUAAGCCGUUGGACACGUAAAGUAAAUAUAUUUUCAUUCGACAUAAUAUUAAUUCUAAUACAUGUAAAUCAAAGUCAUUGGUGUAUAGCGACAGUAGAUCUAGAGAAUAAAUCAAUAAAAUACUACGAUUCAUUAAGAGGAACAAAUGAUGAAGUACUAAGAAUAUUAUCAGAGUAUCUUGAAAGGGAAUCAUUAGAUAAACGUAACCAAAUUUUUGACAUCACACCCUUUGCGAGACGACCAAUCCUAUGGACAACUAUAAUAUUCAUUCUACUAACAUUCAGUCAGAUAACAAGUGCCGAAAUAACAAUUGAAAACGUAAAAUCUGAAUCCGAAAUAAUUUUAAUCAAAAAGGACCCAAUUAGACUAAUAAAAGACUAUCGCAGAAUAUACCAUAAAAUAGAUUUGGAACAAUAUGAAAAAGCUUUAGAAGAAGUCACUAAAGUUAUAGAACCAAACUCUUACACCCUUGAAACUAUAAAAGCCAUAAAAGGAGAAUUAAAACUAUUAAAUCUUAACAAAUCCAAAAAUAAUACUUCCAAACCUAAAAAAUUGAAUAGAACAUUAGGACAAAAAUUUGGAUAUAAAGAUAUCUGUAACUAUAACAUCAGAAAAAGAAGAGGAUUAAUAAAUCCGAUAGGUAGUGUAUACAAAUGGAUAUUUGGACUAAUGGACAACGACGAUUACGAAGAAAUUACGGAACACCUAAAAAUAAUUGAUACUAAUAAUCACGCUAUAAUAGAAUCAAUGAAUAAACAAAUCGAAGUAAAUAAAGCUUUCGAAAAUAAUUUAAAUAAGAUUGUAUCUAGCAUCAACCAAACUAACGAGCAAUAUAAAAAAUUAACCAUCGAUAUAAAUAAUGCCACAAAACAAAUAAACGAAAUACUAACAACAAUUCAACUAGAUCAUAAUCUGGAUCUGAUAAAAGACGAACUUGAGAAAAUACUAGAUAAUGUAAAUUCAGCCAAAGCAGGAAUAAUGACUAGAUCGAUAUUAACCUAUGAUGAAAUUGAUUCCCAAAGGAUAACUUUUGAAGAACUAAAACAAAUAACAAUUAAUGUUUUAACAUACCUAUAUUGUAAAAGACAAAAAACAUCAAUAAAAGUAGAAAUAAAUAAAGACGUAGAACUAUCAGAAAUUAAAGACGUCAAGGAUAACGUCAAUCUUAAGGAGGGAGGAGUUACACAUGACUCACCUAUUCCUCAUAACCUACACACUCCUCACCCCCAUAAAGACACCCACAUAACUCCAUUAUUCCAAGAAUGA
This is a messenger RNA of Hermetia illucens (black soldier fly), 3609 nucleotides long. Its product is annotated as metacaspase-2-like. The transcript has 6 exons. The record is from RefSeq and is a predicted model, not a curated record. Gene Ontology annotation, cellular component: nucleus. Bases 1 to 3609 code for a protein of 1202 amino acids. NCBI's taxonomy places the organism in Eukaryota, Metazoa, Arthropoda, Insecta, Diptera, Stratiomyidae. Gene Ontology annotation, molecular function: deSUMOylase activity. Gene Ontology annotation, biological process: protein desumoylation.